CGUACCCUCCACUGUAGAAAAUGUCUCUCUCCGCCGCCUUUAACUCCCUCAAGUCCUCCAAUCUCAUCUCAUGGAAAACGACAGGUAAGUUUCAACAAACCCUAGCGGGAUGCAUCGAACUGGCGGGGAAAACACUUCACACGGGGAAGGUUUCGAAGGUAAAGGUAUGCCCGGGGUUCGCCGGCGAAGGAAGGUACUUUGAAUUUCAGUCGAAAUUGAUUCCCGCGUCAAUCGAUUUUGCUCGAGAAUCGCCGUUGUGUACCACUCUUUGCAAAGAUGGAUACAAGAUUCGGACCGUCGAGCAUUUGCUUUCGGCUUUGGAAGCUAAAGGCAUCGACAAUUGUAUUAUUCAGAUUCAAAGUCUCGAUUCUGAGGAUUCUGAGGUUGAGGUUCCUAUUUUUGAUGGGUCAGCAAGUGCAUGGGUUGAGGCAAUUGAACAAGUUGGCCAAAAAGAGGCCUUGGAUCGAUGUGGCAACAAUUUGGAGAAAUUGGCGCCUUAUUUGAAUGAACCAUUGCAUGUUUUGAGGAAUGAUUCUUUUAUAGUUGGACUCCCUUCUUCAGAGGUUCGCAUAACUUGUGGAAUCGAUUUCCCGAAGAUGCCUGCAAUUGGAUGCCAAUGGUUUUCUUCAUCUUUUUCAGAUGACUUCUAUGAAAAGCACAUAGCUUGUUCUAGAACUUUCUGCAUCUAUGAGGAGGUGGAACAUAUGCGUAGUGCGGGACUCAUUAAAGGGGGAUCACUAGAAAACGCAAUUGUAUGCAGUGCUACUAAAGGAUGGCUGAAUCCACCACUUCGUUUCCAUGACGAACCUUGUCGCCAUAAGAUCUUAGAUCUUAUGGGUGACCUUUCCCUUUUUGCACGACCGGGUAGACAAGGAUUUCCUGCAGCACAUAUAGUAUCUUUCAAGGGUGGCCAUUCACUUAAUGCUAAUUUUGUUCGCCGACUAUCGGGAAUCAACGUUGAAGGAAGUCAGUAGUCUUUCUCUUCAAAAUUCCUCUAGCUGCAUAUCAAAGGUUAGAAAUGUCCGGAUCAGGGCUCUGCAACACUCGAUGUUGAUGCCUGGAAAUGCCAAGGUAAGGUUAAGAAAUGCUGCAGUUUCUUGCAAGUUCGACUAGUCCUUGCUUUGGAAAUUUUGGUCUGAAACUAAGCUCCCCCAACCCAAGUUUUGAUUCCUUUAUUUAAACACGUUUUUU
This is a messenger RNA of Hibiscus syriacus, 1191 nucleotides long. RefSeq names its product probable UDP-3-O-acyl-N-acetylglucosamine deacetylase 1, mitochondrial. The record is from RefSeq and is a predicted model, not a curated record. Gene Ontology annotation, biological process: lipid A biosynthetic process. The transcript has 7 exons. Bases 21 to 974 code for a protein of 317 amino acids. NCBI's taxonomy places the organism in Eukaryota, Viridiplantae, Streptophyta, Magnoliopsida, Malvales, Malvaceae.